CGGAGAUAUUUUCUGUUUUCUGUAUUUGCGAAUAACGGAGAAGAUGGAGAAGCUUCUUUAUGAAGCAUCGUUAGACGGAAACUCAACGGCCUUGCUUAUAUUACUUCAAGAAGAUCCACUGAUUCUUGAUCGAGUUACACUACACAAUAAUGACGACAUGCCUCUACACGUUGCCUCGAUGCUUGGACAUAUAGAAUUUGUUAAGGAGAUCGUAAUCCGGAAGCCUCAUCUUGCUAUGGAGCCUGAUUCACAGAGACGCUUGCCUCUUCACAUAGCAUCAGCGAAAGGCCAUGUAGAAGUAGUUAAAGCUCUGGUAUCAGCUAGCCCUGAGACAUGCCUUGCACGUGAUCGUGAUGGGAGAAACCCUCUCCAUCUUGCAGCCAUUAAAGGAAGAUACGACGUCGUGAAAGAGCUUGUGCAAGCCCAACCCCAUGCAGCUAGAGCCAUGGUGCAGCAGGAGACCAUCUUGCACUUGUGUGUGAAGCGUAACCAACUGGAGGUUUUGAAGUUUUUAGCAGAGAGGUGUGAUCAUGAGUUUGUAAACUCUAAGGAUGCCGAUGGCAAUAACAUUCUACACCUAGCUGUGGCUGAUAAACAAAUUGAGACUAUAAACUUGUUGCUACUCGAUACAACAAUAGAAGUGAAUGCAACAAACACUAAUGGAGACACACCCAUGGAUAUACUGGCUCAAGGUCCAAGAGAUGUGAAAGAUAAACAAAUAAUACAGUCUCUGAUGCGAGCAGGAGCUUUUGAGUUGAAAACGGAAGGUUUUCUAGGAGAAGUGCCUCAAAAAUUUAGAAUCAAAAUGGAAUUAGACAACUCAAAGUAUAAUAAGAAACCCAGUUUGCCUUCUCACUUGAAAAUUAAAGACUCUAACAAUGACGACGACUGGUUGGACAAAAAGCGAAACACUUUGAUGGUGGUGGCGUCAUUGAUAGCAACAAUGGCCUUUCAAGCAGGUACUAAUCCUCCCAGUGGUGUUUGGCAAGAUGGGUCAACGACAGAUCCAAACCGAAGGGCUGGAUAUGCUGUGAUGGUGUACAAUCAUCCGAAUUUAUACCAUGUCUUUCUGGUUUGCAAUACGGUGGGAUUUGUUUCGACUCUUAGCAUUAUCUUGUUGCUUAUCAGUGGAUUGCCUUUUUUGAAGCAUCGUGUUUUCUUGUGGAUUCUGAUGGUUAUUAUGUGGAUCGCUACUUCGUCUAUGUCAAUCACUUAUUGGGUUUCGAUAUCGGUAUUGACACCAAAACCCGAGGCACGGACGUUUAGGAAUGUGGUAAAUGGUAUUGUGUUGGUAUGGAUCGGGUUGAUGUCUCUAUUAGUAAUGGGACACUCCUUUCAGCUAAUGAAUUUUUUCUCAAAGCAAACAUACCGAAGAAAAAAGGGUCCGAUAGUUAUAAAUAAUGCUGAAAUUUAACUUGUAAUUAAAGUAUUUAGCUGUUAAAGUCUCAAAUGUGUACAUGACAUUGCUGAAAUUUUUGGCAAUGAUAAGUUUAUACGGAGUAAAAGUCAUUGUUUUA
Molecule: messenger RNA, 1517 nt
Organism: Lactuca saligna
Lineage: Eukaryota; Viridiplantae; Streptophyta; Magnoliopsida; Asterales; Asteraceae
Source: the annotation of a GenBank genome assembly